This is a messenger RNA of Gracilinanus agilis (Agile Gracile Mouse Opossum), 684 nucleotides long. RefSeq names its product parathyroid hormone like hormone (gene PTHLH). Gene Ontology annotation, biological process: bone mineralization; osteoblast development; adenylate cyclase-activating G protein-coupled receptor signaling pathway. NCBI's taxonomy places the organism in Eukaryota, Metazoa, Chordata, Mammalia, Didelphimorphia, Didelphidae. The transcript has 4 exons. Gene Ontology annotation, cellular component: extracellular region. Bases 1 to 567 code for a protein of 188 amino acids. The record is from RefSeq and is a predicted model, not a curated record. Gene Ontology annotation, molecular function: hormone activity; peptide hormone receptor binding.
AUGCCCUUAAUGUUCCGAGACCAAGAAGAUACAAUGUUCAAGAGAUUGUUUCAGCAAUGGAGCUUUGCGGUGUUUCUAUUGAGUUACUCUGUUCCCUCUUGUGGGAGAUCAGUGGAGGGGCUCAGCCGCCGACUCAAAAGAGCUGUAUCAGAGCACCAGUUCCUCCAUGACAAAGGGAAAGUUAUUCAAGAUUUACGACGAAGAAUGUUUCUUCAAAAUCUGAUUGAAGGUAUUAACACAGCUGAAAUCCGAGCUACUUUGGAGGUUUCUCCCAAUCCCAAGCCUGCUACCAAUACGAAGAACUACCCUGUAAGAUUUGGAAGUGAAGAUGAGGGCAGGUACCUAACUCAGGAGACCAACAAGGCACAGACAUACAAAGAACAGCCUCUGAGGACAUCCAACAAGAAAAAGAAAAGCAAGCCUGGAAAACGCAAGGAACAGGAAAAGAAAAAACGGAGAACUCGAUCAACUUGGUUAAACUCUGGAGUAGCUGGUAGUGGGGUUGAAGGGGUUCACCUAUCAGACAUCUCUGGGACUACGCUGGAUCUCAACUUAUGGAGGCAUUGAAAUUUUCAGCUGAGGACUUCAGAAAACAUAUUGCAGUAUUCUGUAAUAGUGAACAUAUGGAAAGUAUUAGAAAUAUUUAUUGUCUGUAAAUAUUGUAAAUGCAUUGGAAUAAAACAG